Molecule: messenger RNA, 1013 nt
Organism: Protopterus annectens (West African lungfish)
Lineage: Eukaryota; Metazoa; Chordata; Ceratodontiformes; Protopteridae
Product: apolipoprotein A-IV-like
Exons: 2
Coding region: 81-776 (231 amino acids)
Biological process (GO): cholesterol biosynthetic process; triglyceride homeostasis; cholesterol homeostasis
Cellular component (GO): blood microparticle; extracellular region; chylomicron
Molecular function (GO): cholesterol binding; phosphatidylcholine-sterol O-acyltransferase activator activity; phospholipid binding
Source: RefSeq, a predicted model, not a curated record
UCUGACACUAGUUUCUUUCCAUAGUCUCCCAGGCUUCCUUCUUAAACUGGCAUGAGCAACACAAAACCAAACUGGAGGAAAUGAAGGAUGCCUUUUGGGACUAUGUUGCACGAGCAACUCAAACAACUGAAGACACCAUUUCAAUGAUCAAACACUCAGAACUGGGCAAAGAGUUCAAUGGAAUGAUUGUUGACCGCAUCAGCAAUGCUAACGAUUACGCUGUGGAGCUACAUGGAAAAGUGAAACCUUUGGCUCAGGAACUAGUAGAUAAGCUCCGCCAAGAUGCUGAUGCACUUCGGCAGAAGAUCUCACAAGAUGUGCAGGAUGUGAAUCAAAAACUUCUACCUUAUGCUGAUGAAUUUAAUGAGAAGAUUCGUCAGAACUUGGAAGAGCUGCAUCAGAGUAUUCUUCCUUAUGCUGAUGGACUUCGUGAAAAAAUUGAUCUGAACACAGACAAUCUGCGCCAGAUCCUGAGUGCCAAAUCUGAGGAAUUCAAGGUAAAAAUGAACCAGAAUCUUGAAACCUUCCACCAAAAACUAGCACCCUAUGUUGACAAUUUCCGCAGCACACUGAAUGAGAGAAUUCAGGAAUUUCAGCAGAAUCUUAACCCUUACGCUGAGCAACUGCACUCCAGUCUGACCCAAAAAGUACAAGGCCUUCGCCAAAAUCUUGCUCCUUAUGCUGAGGAUCUGCAGAAGAAGCUAAACCCUUAUGCUGAAGAUCUACAGAAUCAGCUGAACACCUUCUGGAAGUCCUUUCAACAAAUAUUCACCUAAAAUGUUAAAUAAGAGAACUUGUUAAAUGCAGUCUGAGUUUUCCUUUCACUCACAGCAACAGUCAGCAGUUUUCUUGCUUUCCAUGUCUGAAGACAAUCUCUUUGAUGUUUUUAUCUUCAUUUGCAGUAUAGUCUGUGGUGUCCACUGUAUCAUAUGUUAAUUUUCUGGAGAUAACAUCAUUGUAGUUGUGUUGUCACCUCAAGUGCUAUAAUAAAAUCCAAUAUCCUAUUAAAUCAA